GCGAAAAGCUUUCAUUCGAUUCAUUAAUAUUCCUAUUCCUGACGUCAUGUCGCCUUCUGCCUGGAGCAGCCUUGUGGCCCGUCGGUAGCAUGGAUAUGGACAAUUUCCUCAAGUUUUUCACGUGCCAGGUGUGCCAAGAGAUAUACUCGGACGAACGCAAGCCGUACGUCGCCCCCUGCGGUCACUCCAUCUGCCUCGGCUGCUGUGCAAGCCUCACGGACAACAAGUGAGUGACCAACAUGAAUGGCCUGGGUAUACCGCCACUCUCACUCGUCAUUGUACAGGUGCCCGACGUGCCGCGUGGCCCUCCCAUCCGCGAGAGAGCGCAACUUCAGUGUGGAUCUGCUGAAUGCGGCGCUGAGUGUUGAAGGCGUCACGGAGAGGGAGCGGGAGAAGAUCGCCGAGAGGGUGCUGGCCAAGUUCAGGCAGGAGAGCACCGUCAUCGCGCUGUUCGUCAAGAACCUCAAAGGUGCGGCGGUUGAGAGGGCGGCGUGGCGCCUCAGGUGGCCCUGUUCCACGUGUGUCUGUGUGUUCAGGUGCAACGAUGUGCUUUGACAUCCGUCCGUCGGCCACUGUGAGGAAGCUCAAGGAGAUGGUGAAGGGCCGAGAGGGCAUCGAGAUUGCCCACCAGCGGCUGAUCUAUGCGGGCAAGCAGCUGGACGACAAUGACAAGACGCUCAGGGACUACGGCAUCCAGAAGAACGACACCGUGCACCUCGUCCUCCGGCUGAGAGGAGGCUAAGCGG
Molecule: messenger RNA, 746 nt
Organism: Vitrella brassicaformis
Lineage: Eukaryota; Vitrellaceae
Source: the annotation of a GenBank genome assembly